CCUAUUAGUCGGUUUCAGAAAUUUUAAUACCCACGCUCUUUAGUUGAAGCCGGAAUUUUAGUUGGUUUAGUUCGUUUCGAGUAAGCGCCACUAAACACAUAGCAAAAAUGGAAAAAUUUGUGUGCUUUUUAAUGUGCCUAGUUGCUUUCGUCAGCACAGCGUCCGCCCUUAAAUGUUACACAUGCGAAUCGGACAAGUUGGACGGUUGCAUUAAAAGUAGCAACCCCAAAGAUGUACCCUGCGGAAACCCGGCACCAAAUUUCGUUUCAGUUUGUACCUACAAAGUCUUUCAUGACACCGCGAAAAACACCGAUAAAGUACGUGCAGGCUGUGACCAAAUCGCAUCGAACCUACCAAUGACGAAAGACAACAUCCCAGACUGCAAACAACUACAACCAGGCACAGACCUCAAAGAGUGCCGAGUGUGCGACAAAGAUUUGUGUAACUCGUCCUCAGUUUUGGGUACAAGCAUGGUCAGCUUCUUGUGCCUUCCUUUGAUGUACUUAGUCACUAAAUUUGUACUGUCCUAAACGUUCUCAAUUAUUUUUUGAAACAUUUUGCUUUUUGUGUGAGUCUUAAAAGCUAAGGAAAUUAAUAUUAAUUAGAUCCGAUAUAGUAAAUCAAAGUUGUACAUUCUAAUAAAUGAUAGGUUUUUUGUUGGUUUUUCUAGUUUAAAUAAAAGAUUUUUAUAUUGUU
Molecule: messenger RNA, 696 nt
Organism: Photinus pyralis (common eastern firefly)
Lineage: Eukaryota; Metazoa; Arthropoda; Insecta; Coleoptera; Lampyridae
Exons: 3
Coding region: 108-530 (140 amino acids)
Source: RefSeq, a predicted model, not a curated record